Molecule: messenger RNA, 4185 nt
Organism: Melanotaenia boesemani (Boeseman's rainbowfish)
Lineage: Eukaryota; Metazoa; Chordata; Actinopteri; Atheriniformes; Melanotaeniidae
Exons: 13
Coding region: 348-3221 (957 amino acids)
Biological process (GO): potassium ion import across plasma membrane; chloride transmembrane transport; potassium ion homeostasis
Cellular component (GO): membrane
Molecular function (GO): potassium:chloride symporter activity
Source: RefSeq, a predicted model, not a curated record
UUGUCCGGAGCUAAUCACUGAACUAACUCAGAACCUCAGUGACCACACGCUGGUGGACUGCCGGCUUUUGUCAGACAUCUCCAAAACGAAGAAACUUCAGCCAGAGACAUGUUGUUAUGUGGGUUAUUUUAAAAGUUAUUUUUAGGUAUUAUUUACAUAUUUAUAAACAAACCACUUCUUCCAUAUUCUGCCAUGUAGCCGGUGAAGUUGAUUCUGCAGCAGCUGACAAUCAGGAUUCGCCGCUGCUGGUACUUUUAUUGACGAGUUGUGAGAAAGAGCUGGAUUUCUGCGGUAAAUCUACGCUGACACAUCAUCCAUCUGUCCAGGACGCUUUUUAAGUUUUCACAAUGACAGAGCGGACCCCACUCCUUCACUACCGCCUCUUUUCCAGCGUUAAUGAAUCUGAUCAGCGGGCUGUUCCUGCCCGGGAGGCCCCAGAGCAACUCCCGGGCAGCCCGGGGCAGAGGUCGGCCCAACAGCGGCAACCGAAGAAACUGUCCGUGUUCUUCGGGGUGGUGGUUCCGACCCUGCUGUCCAUGUUCAGCGUGGUGGUCUUUCUGAGAAUAGGAUUUGUGGUGGGACAGUCUGGACUGUACCAAGCCAUCACUAUGUUCUUGGUGGCGUACUUCAUUAUCUUUAUGACAGUGCUGUCAGUGUGCGCCAUCUCAACCAACGGAGCCCUGGAUGCUGGAGGAGCCUAUUACAUGAUCAGCCGAGCGUUGGGUCCAGAGUUCGGCGGCAGCAUCGGCCUCAUGUUCUUCCUGGCCAACGUGUGUGGCAGCGCCCUCUAUGUGCUGGGUCUGGUUGAAGCCAUCUUGGCCACAUUUGGAGUCCCAGAGGACGGCACUGUGGCCACGUCUUCCUCCCAGAUCCUGCCGUCAGGUUACUGGUGGUCUCUGCUGUACGCCACCGGCAUCUCCCUGCUGUGCCUUCUGGUGUGUCUGGUGGGAGCCCACAUCUACGCAAAGGCCACCUUCAUCAUCUUCCUGGUGGUCAUGUUUGUCCUGGGCACCGUCUUCGUCAGUUUCUUUGCAGUAAGGCCUCGAACCAUCGUGCUGCCGAGCUCUGCGUUUUUCAACCCAACGGCCAACGGGACGGGCCCGAGCUUUCCCACCACGGCCAACUUUACUGGUUUCAAGCUGGACACGCUGCUUGGGAACCUGCGGGCCGACUACACCAUAGAUUACACAACAGGAACAAUGAUGACCUUCGCCACGGUGUUUGCUGUGAUGUUCAACGGCUGCACAGGCAUCAUGGCGGGUUCUAACAUGUCAGGUGACCUGAAGAAUCCCAGCUACUCCAUCCCCCGCGGCACCAUCACCGCUGUCAUCAUCACCUUCAUCAUCUACAACUUGCUCAGUGUUCUUCUGGCCUGCUCCUGUGAUCGCAUCCUCCUCCAGAGGGAUUACAGUUUCCUGAGGGACAUCAACAUCUGGCAUCCCUUCGUCAUCAUCGGGGUUUAUUCCUCCACUUUUUCAGCUGCUAUGAGCAAUCUGAUCGGAGCCUCGCGGAUCCUCUACGCCCUAGCCAGGGAUGACUUGAUUGGUAAGGUGUUGUCUCCAGCCAAGAAGACGUCCCGCAGUGGUAACCCCUGGGUCUCUGUGCUCAUCUCCUGGUUCCUUGUGCAGUUGGUGCUGUUUGCAGGGAAGCUGAACACCAUCGCCAGCAUUGUGACCAUCUUCUUCCUGUUGGUCUACGCGGCCGUGGACUUGGCUUGCCUCGCUCUGGAAUGGGCCUCUGCACCUAAUUUCAGGCCCACCUUUCGGUACUUCACGUGGCACACGUGUGUGUUGGGUAUCAUCGGUUGCGCCAUCAUGAUGUUCCUGAUCAACGCCAUCUACGCCUCAGCCAGCAUCGCCUUUAUGCUGCUUCUGCUCCUGCUGAUUCACUACCUCAGCCCCACCUCCAGCUGGGGAUACAUCAGCCAGGCUCUCAUUUUCCACCAGGUGCGUAAAUACCUGCUGAUGCUAGACGUGAGGAAGGACCACGUCAAGUUCUGGAGGCCUCAAGUCCUUCUAAUGGUUUCCAACCCUCGCAGCAGUGUGGGCCUCAUCACCUUUAUCAACGACAUCAAGAAGAGCGGCCUCUAUGUGCUGGGACACGUUCAUCUAGGAGACCUUGACACGUUACCAUCUGACCCCCUGCAGUCCCAGUAUGACUCCUGGUUGUCCCUGGUGGACCAUCUAAACAUCAAAGCCUUUGUCAACCUGACGCUGGCAGACUCUGUUCGUCAUGGUGUCCAGCAUCUCCUUUUCAUCUCAGGACUGGGUGGAAUGCGUCCCAACACCUUGGUUCUUGGUUUCUAUGACGACUGUCUUCCAGAGGACAGGCUGAUAAAUCCCUUCCAGUCUUCCAUCCAGUCCUCAGACCCCCUGAGCUUCUCUCAGGAGCUGGAGCAGCCUCCUCUCUUCCACUUUUCCUCCCUACGAGGGUCCAGUGACAGACCAGAUGGUGGUGAAUUUGGGGAUGGGAAGGUUUUAGGGCCUCAGGAGUACGUGGCGGUCAUUUCUGACGCCAUGAAGAUGCUAAAAAACGUGGUGCUAGCUCGAUACUUCAACAGCUUUGACCGAGCACAGGUCCUCUCGCCACCACCCUCGUCUUCAGGGAAGGGGGUUGUGUUUGUUGACGUCUGGCCGGUGAACCUCCUGCGCCCAGACAGCUGCAACUACGUGGACACCUGUUCUCUGUUCCUGCUGCAACUGGCGUGCAUCCUCAACAUGGUGAGAGCCUGGAGGAAAGCGACGCUGCGUCUCUUCCUGUGUGUGGAAGAUGGGCGGAGCGUCAGGGCCUCCGAGCAGAAGCUGGGCCAGCUGCUGAAAGAUCUGAGGAUCAAAGCUCACGUCUGCUCCGUGCCCUGGGACCAAGUAGCGGCGCUACACUGGCAGCGUCAAGGCAACUGGAGCAAGAAGCAGCCGUCUCCAGAUGCCACCACCGACGAGAAGACGGCGAGGGCCGAUGAUCAGGAGAGUGAAGACGACUAUGUCAACAGCUUUCCGAGCAAUGCCACUCGUCUGUCUGAUGACUACCUGUCAGCUGUCAACAGGGUGAUCCUGGAUCAGGCCCGGCCUCCUCCGGCUGUACGUUUCCUGUACCUGCCGCGGCCCCCAGCCGACACACGCCGCUACACUUCCUAUUUACACCAGCUGGAGCUGCUGACUCGUGACUUGGGCCCGACGCUCCUAAUCCACGGUGUCACGCCCGUCAUCACCACAGACCUCUGACCUCAGACAUGUUCAGUGUGACCUCACGCCACCACCAAGAGUCAAACGUCUCCUCACUUAACUUUUUCUUUUUUUUAUCUAUGCUCCUAACUUCCAGCAAAUUUUCCUGAUAACACUGCUGGUUGAUUCCUCGAAUCACACAGUGCCUUGUUGAUCAGCAGCCUUAUUGAUCAAUAAUAGCAGAGGUGCUGCUCCUGAAUGAACUUGAAGGUUUUAUCCCAAAAUUUCAUGUUGGAUCUCAUGGUGACAUUCCUUUAACUCUGUUUAUCCAAGUGCACUUAUUUCCUUCCUCUGACAUACUGCAUGUCAUGCAGCUUUUAUAUGUUUACAACCACAGAGACGACAGUGAUCGUCCUCGAUUACAUAUUGAUUUGUUUGUAAGUCAGUUAGGUAGUAACUCUGUCACUUUGUCACUCUGUUUUCACUUUGCGGCGACCUCGCUUCUCCACAGGCCUUGUGUUAAAUCGUCUGAACAAAUUUAAAUACCUGUUUGCUUCUGCAGCUUUUAGUCAUUAACGACCUGCAGCAUUUAAAUUAAUUCCUGUAAAUUCUGCUCAACAAAGCUGCUUUUGGGGGAUUUUUAUACCAGCUGAAGUGCGGCCGACAAAUCAUGUUUCUAUUAAUUGAUUGUGCACUCUGUUUCCUGUUUAUCAAUAAUCUGAAGGUGUACGAUUAGUAAUUUUCCUCCUCACGUGGAUGUGAAGACGUCUGUGAGGCUCAGACUCGGAUAGCAGCUGGUGUUUUUGUUGUGGUUGAACUUGACUUCUUUGUUCAGAAUGAAAUGUCUUUAUUGGGUUUCUGCAGAUCUUUGGACACUAAACUCAUCACACUACUGGUACAACGGUCCUUCACAUCUGGAAACACUUAAAGAAUAAAACAUUCAAAGUUCCUGUUGAAAAUUUCAAUAUGUAUAAAAUGUAAACUGAAAUAAUAGAAAAAAUAAACAUCUUUUUGUCAUUUUUUA